Messenger RNA from Entrophospora sp. SA101, 1029 nucleotides. NCBI's taxonomy places the organism in Eukaryota, Fungi, Glomeromycota, Glomeromycetes, Entrophosporales, Entrophosporaceae. The record is from the annotation of a GenBank genome assembly.
AUGUUGCUUAUAUUUGUGGGUGAUAUAAUUGCAAUGUUAUUGUUAAAUCUUGAUCCUAUCUGGACAAAAGUUUAUUUGACCACAAGUGCUGUAUCAUUUGUACUAGGAGGAAUUGCCAUCAAUGCUGGAGAGAAAAAGGUGGAAAAAGAUACAAUGAAUGAAAAAGAUUCAAAUAUGGAAGAAAAAAGGGUGGUGGCUAUGCCAAUCUCGACAGAUGACAAGACUGAUGUCGUUUUCGAUUACACAUCAUCAAUAGCUAUUUUGCUUCUCGCUUAUUUCAGCAUCAAAGAAUCAGAGAUUGAUAUUACAGAAAUAUGGUUCUACACAGGUCUCUCUUUUAUUGUUAUUUUCUUAAAAGCUGGCUUUUUUACUUGGUUUUGUAUAAAAAAAUACCACGAUACCAGUGACGAUUUAUUCAUCAAGUAUGUCUCCAUAAUAUUAGUAGUGGGGUUUAUAACAAUCUUAUACACAAGUAUUACAAUCCACUUAUCAAUUUACACCAUCAAUCAUCAUUCUCACGAGGGGAAUAUAAUGCAUAACUUUUUGCUCCGAAAUCCUAAAUCGGUGUUCUGUGCAAGUCUUGUUCUAGCCUUUUUUCUUGAUGCAUCACAAUUUAUAUUUUUUGGGAUAUAUGUUUCUCGCGGUCAUUAUAAAACUGACAAUUACUUAUUCAUUGUUAUACCGACUCUAUUAAUGGUUCUUUGUGCCACUAUAAAAUGCAUUUACGUUAUUGUUAACAGUGGAAAACCAGAACAAAGCAAUGGAGCAGAAGAAAGCAAUGAAGCAAAAGAAAAAGCAAAACAAGUAGUAAAAAAUAUCGUAAAGGGGCAGUUCUAUCAAUCGCUAUUGUUAAUUGUAUUUGCGGGUGAUGUGAUUGAAAUGCUGUUAUUAAAUCUUGAUCCUAUCUGGACAAAAGUUUAUUUGACCACGGAUGCUGUAACAUUUGUAAUAGAAGGAAUUGUCAUUAAUGCUGCAGAGAAAAAGGCAAAUGAAAAAGCAAAGAGGAAUUCAGUUGCUGCUACAGUUUGA